AUGAGAACAGACUGCAAGUGCACCGCUGCCAGGAAAAGCGCUCACUUGGGACCCAAAACUGCAGCCCACAAACCGACCUGGCACCCGAAACCCCAGGCGGGAACCCGGCCCUCCCGCCAGGCCCCGCCCGGCGCCCGAGCCACGCCACGCCCACUCUGGGGACUCCCCGCCCCUCGGAACACGCCUCCUCCAGGAAAUGCCCCGCCCGGCGCCCACGCCACGCCCCCUCCGAGACACCCUGGCCUGCGCGAUACGCCCCCUCCCGGAAAUGCCCCACCCAGCGCCAGAGCCACGCCACGCCCCCUGGGGGCCCCGCCCCGCGCGACACACCUCCUCCCGGAAAUGCCCCACCCAGCGCCAGAGCCACGCCACGCCCCCUGGGGGCCCCGCCCCGCGCGACACACCUCCUCCCGGAAAUGCCCCACCCAGCGCCAGAGCCAUGCCCCGGACCAGCACGCUCCACCCACCGCCCAAGCCACGCCCCCAAAGAGCCCGACUGGAACGGCCUCCCGGGACCCGCCUCCUUAG
Molecule: messenger RNA, 528 nt
Organism: Ictidomys tridecemlineatus (thirteen-lined ground squirrel)
Lineage: Eukaryota; Metazoa; Chordata; Mammalia; Rodentia; Sciuridae
Source: RefSeq, a predicted model, not a curated record